CACACCUUUGUGGAUAUAAACUAACGAACCCGGUGGUUACCCCUCCAUACAUAUGGACUGAACCAAACCUCUAAUCUCUUCACAAUUUCAAUGGCGACUCUAAAAAUUUCAACUAAACCAUCAACAAUGGCAUACAUGCAAAGCCAAAUUCAUCCCUUAAAUCUCAAACCCUGUCCUCUUAUCCACAAUUCUCGAACUCUUGGUGUGUACAACAACAAAGGUGGCCGCACUUUUUCCUUUACUCUUACAUGUAAGCUCAAAGUUAAAACAGUUAAAGGAACGGAAACCAACAAUGAAAAAAGCGUUUCUGGUCAGAUUACAGUGCCUGAUUCUGAUAGUGCGCCGCCAAUUAUUGAAGCAGAAGAAGGGUCUAUAGGAAAUGUUGAAAAGAAAAUGGAGCAGAAAAAUAGUGUUUCUGGUUCAGGAAUGUUCAAGAAAUUGCCUAGAAAAGUGUUGGGAAUUUUGUCAAAUUUGCCUUUGGCUAUUGCUGAGAUGUUUGCUGUUGCUGGGUUAAUGGCCUUAGGAACUUUCAUUGACCAAGGUGAGGCUCCUGAUUACUACUUUCAAAAGUUUCCCGACGAUCAUCCUUUCCUGGGUUUUUUCUCUUGGAGAUGGGUUCUUACCCUUGGCUUUGAUCAUAUGUUCUCAUCACCGGUCUUUCUCGGAACAUUGACUCUACUGGGAGCAUCAUUGAUGGCUUGCACAUACACAACACAGAUUCCCCUUGUGAAGGUAGCAAGAAGAUGGUCUUUCUUAAACUCGGCAGAGACAAUUCGUAAGCAAGAAUAUGCAGACACUCUGCCUAGAGCAUCAGUUAAAGACUUGGGUGUUAUACUGAUGGGAAAUGGAUACGAGGUAUUCUCGAAAGGGCCAGCUCUGUAUGCAUUUAAAGGGUUGGCAGGUAGAUUCGCUCCAAUUGGCGUCCAUUUGUCGCUGCUGCUUGUAAUGUCCGGAGGAACACUUAGUGCAACGGGGAGCUUUAGAGGGGCUGUGACUGUUCCACAAGGUUUAAAUUUUGUCGUGGGUGAUGUACUUUCACCAUCUGGGUUCCUAUCCACCCCUUCCGAUGCUUUUAGUACAGAGGUUCAUGUCAAUCGAUUCUCCAUGGACUACUAUGACAGUGGGGAGGUAUCACAGUUCCAUACUGAUCUUUCACUAUAUGACCUUAACGGAAAGGAAGUAAUGAGGAAGACUAUAAGUGUUAAUGAUCCGUUAAGGUACGGGGGAAUCACUAUAUACCAAACAGAUUGGAGUAUAUCAGCGCUACAAGUACUGAAGGAUGGCGAAGGUCCUUUUAAUUUGGCUAUGGCACCACUGCAAAUGAAUGGGGGUGACAAGAAGCUCUUUGGUACUUUCCUACCAGUCGAAGAUGGUGAUUCACCCAAUGUUAAGGGAAUAUCAAUGCUAGCACGUGAUUUGCAGUCAGUUAUUCUUUAUGAUAAACAAGGAAAAUUCGCAGGAGUCAGACGGCCUAAUUCCAAGCUUCCAAUUGAGAUUGAUGGAACCAAAAUUGUUAUUGUAGAUGCAAUUGGAAGUAGUGGCCUUGACCUAAAGACUGAUCCAGGAGUACCUGUUGUCUAUGCUGGUUUCGGUGCUCUAAUGCUAACGACUUGCAUCAGUUAUUUAUCUCAUACACAGCUAUGGGCCUUACAAGAUGGAACAUCGGUGGUGGUUGGGGGUAAGACCAACCGGGCCAAGGGUGAGUUUCCUGAUGCAAUCAAUCGCUUGCUCGAUCAAGUCCCUGAAUUAGUUGAAUUAUCUUCUCCCAAGGAAUCUGAUAGUCUCAUGGCUUCUAAGUUGGAGUUGGAACGAACAGGACUUGAUGUUUAACUAGCUGAUAUCGUACAAAUAGGCAUUCGUUCAAGAGAUAUCAGAAAUGCAGAUAUCAAACUACUGAUACUAAAUCCUCAGCCAUAUUGAUUGUAUGGCUUUCGCUCAUAGAACAAAUUCUAGAACAAAUUCUUGACCUGUAAAACAGUCGUUUUCCUUUUUUGGGGGGUAUUACAUAUGUAUAGAUAAGUUUGUAUUGGAAAUAUGUUUCUUGGGGUUAGCUGCUUUUUGGCAUUCAAAAGUUCAAGAGUUGUAUAUGAACAUGUGAAGUGUACUUUGUCCAUACAGGAGAAAAUGAAAGAGCAAUGAUAUUGUAUUUUUGACAUUCAUCUGAA
This is a messenger RNA of Nicotiana attenuata, 2165 nucleotides long. Its product is annotated as cytochrome c biogenesis protein CCS1, chloroplastic. The transcript has 8 exons. The coding region runs from base 91 to 1830 and encodes 579 amino acids. NCBI's taxonomy places the organism in Eukaryota, Viridiplantae, Streptophyta, Magnoliopsida, Solanales, Solanaceae. The record is from RefSeq and is a predicted model, not a curated record.